Panicum hallii is the source of this 1760-nucleotide messenger RNA. RefSeq names its product tankyrase-1-like. NCBI's taxonomy places the organism in Eukaryota, Viridiplantae, Streptophyta, Magnoliopsida, Poales, Poaceae. The coding region runs from base 82 to 1473 and encodes 463 amino acids. Gene Ontology annotation, molecular function: protein binding. The transcript is spliced from 11 exons. The record is from RefSeq and is a predicted model, not a curated record.
CUCCCGCCCUUUUCCAUUCCCCUCCUCGCCACCCCCCGUCUCUCUCAGCGCCGCGGAAGCUUCCAGAACCCUCUCAACCCCAUGGCUUCCUCCUCUGCGCCGCCGCCUCUCAACUCCGUGGCUCCCUCCUCUUCCUCCUCUGCACCGCCGCCUCUCAACUCCAUGGCUUCCUCCUCUGCGCUGCCGCCUUCGUCGUCGCAGCGGUUUGUCAUGCCGCCCCGGCUCGAGCUCGGGUUCGGGUUCGGAAACCCCAGUCCCAGCCACAACCCCUCCGUCGAAGACAGGGUGGCACUGCUCCUCAGGGCGGCGUACGACGGCUACCUCCCCAAAAUCAAGAAGCUGGUGAAGCGGCUCGAGGAGCAUUCAGGGAUGAGCGUGGCGGAGGCGGUAGCGGGGGUCGAGGUCCCGUGGAGCAAAGGCCACGGGCCACUGCAUAUGGCGGCGUCGGCCGGGAAGGUGAAGGCGUGCAAGUUCCUGAUCAAGGAAGUCCAGCUCCAUGUCAACGCGAUCGGCACCGAUGGGGAACAUUUAAGUCAUGAUAGCAGUUUGAGUCAUGGGCUCAUGGCUCCUGCUGUUUCGCUUAAUCUUAUGCCACAAUACAGGAUACAACUCUGUGGUGCGACACCUCUAUAUUGCGCAGUAUAUGGGAGUGGAUCUUUAGCUGUUGUGAAGUUUCUUCUCGAUCAUCAGGCUAAUCCAAGCAGAGUAGACAGUCAUGGGUGUUCUCCUCUCCACAUUGCAGCAAUUCGAGGUAACUAUGAAAUUGUGGAGGAAUUAUUGUCAAGAGGAGCUUGUGCUGAUCCUAUGUGGGAAUGUAAAAGUCCACUAUAUAUUGCUGCCCAACGUGGACAUACAAGAAUGAUGGAAUUAUUGCUGCGUCAUGGAGCAGAACCUAAUAACAAUUUGGUAUAUACACCACUGAAAGCGGCAAUCUUCGCUCGUUCAUUGGUAGGCAUGGAAUUACUUAUCAAGGCUGAUGCUGGUGUUAAUUUUGGUCUGCCUGAAACUCCACUGAUAGCAGCUGCAGCUGCUGGCUUAACUGACUUCGUCAAGCGUUUGUUGGAAGCUGGUGCCAAUGCAAACACGCCUGAUGAUAAUGGUAGGAUUGCGAUAGAAAUUGCUGCAAUCCAAGGACGGCAGCAAUGUGUUGAGGUUCUUUUCCCUUUCACGGACCCUUUGGCUAGAGUUGCAGACUGGAGCAUUGAUGGAGUAACUCAACAUGCAAAACUUAUGAGUUCCGAGCCGCAAGAUCCUGUGUUCUAUGAAGUUGAUGAACCUGAUUAUGAAGCAGAAGGGGAUGCCGCAUCCAAUGGAAGGGAUUAUUCCCGUGCAUUGACUCUCUAUACUAUGGCAAUGGAAGUUGACCCUAAUAAUGCAACCUUGUAUGCAAAGAGGAGCCUUUGCUUUCUGAAUUCAGGACAUCAAGCAAACGCUCUGGAGGAUGCUACUACCUACAUAGAUAUGCAGCCGUGAAGGACCGACCAUCCGUGAAGAAAGGUUGUUAGUGUAAAAGCUAGAAGAAGAAAGCCGUUACUGCACAGGCAAGGUCAGGUUAAUAGCUGUUACUCGUAGUCUUAUAGUAACAACUGCACAGGAAAGAACAGGGAUUGUUAGUUGUUACUACGAUAUACACUGCAGCGCCACUGACAUGGUAAAUACUGACGAAUGAAGCCUCCGUCGUAAAAAAAAACUGCGGAGCUCUGUGUUUCCGUAGGAUACUGCAUUUUUCUCUGUAAAUUGUUCAUGCUUUUUGUAAAGAA